Messenger RNA from Eutrema salsugineum, 1500 nucleotides. RefSeq lists its product as uncharacterized. Lineage: Eukaryota; Viridiplantae; Streptophyta; Magnoliopsida; Brassicales; Brassicaceae. Bases 1 to 1500 code for a protein of 499 amino acids. The transcript is spliced from 4 exons. The record is from RefSeq and is a predicted model, not a curated record.
AUGGUGGCGAGUUCUUCUGCGAGGAAGCUAAAGUCGAUGACAACUGAAGCGAGUUCCCUUUCUUCAUCUUCUAAUCCAGUGAAAGAUUUGUCUAAACAACGCCUACUUACUCGGACGCAGCAAACUCUCCCGAUGGCUACGGCUAACGCCACCGUCUAUGACAAUGCCGAGUCUCCUGAUAAUUAUCUGACUAUGCCUAAUUACGCAACCAUUUCCGGCACAGCCAUGUCUCCCACUCUUGAUCUCUUGUUGGUUCCACUUCCACCUCUAAACUUACCUCUAACAACCACUCCGGAAUUAAUCAACUUGAUUGAAUCCGUCCUUAAACAAGACCAUCCACGUCCUCAUCAACAAAAAUUGCCAGAUUUCACAGAGAACAGAAAUACAACUAUUCUUGAAACCCCUAAGAAUCUGGAAAAAACAAAGGCUAUGAAUUUCCCAAUCUCCAAGAUCACAAUUGGCCAAUGGACCAGCACGGCGGUGUACUCGGAUGAUCUUAAGGCAAAAUUCUAUUUUGCAAAGAAGAAGCUUAUGUGGGAGAUUCUUGACAAUCUAGAAACAGGAACACAAAUGGCGAGGCUGAAGAGAAAGAUCGAGAUCCAAUGGGCUGAUGUCUUAUCUUUUAAAGGAACUUUUCAUCCACAUGAUAAAACCGGAACCCUCCAAAUCGAGUUGGGCAAACGUCCAAUGUUCUUCAAGGAGAUUAAUCCACAGGCAGGAAAACACACUCAAUGGAAACAGAUGGAUCGAGAUUUCACUGUAGAUCAGUCUGCUUCUAAAUGCAGGAGACAUACACUUCACUUUUCUCCUGGAGUUCUGCAAAAGAACUUGGAUAACCUUGUGUCCAGCGAUAGCUUUUGGUCGAAACUUGUCAAAGUCACUUUCCCAACUCUACCACAUUCUCUUUACUUCGACAUUGGCUAUGGAAACAACAACAAAAAGAAUAGCUACAACUCGUCUCGCUACGGCCGAUGCCAGACACUUAGCUUCAACGUCCACAAAGACAUUCAUCAUCACCAUCCUCAAGGAUUUGGUUAUUUGCCAGUGCGAGAAGUAAACUUUAACGUGGCAACUCAGUUCUGCGCUAAUGAUAAGAAGCAUAUAAACUCAUUUGUUCAAGACAACCGUAAAAAAAAAACUAUGAUUCAGUUACCUGAGAUGCAAGUUAUCCAACCAUCCUCUCAGAUAAUCAACAGGGGAAGGUAUUUUGACGAGUCGCAGUUUAAUAGUCAAAUAACCCAAAAUGAGCGCCAAAUGAGAAAUACAUGGGAGUUACGCGAAAGUCAAGCAUUACUUGAGACACAAUGUAACUCGAUGAUAUUUGAACACAUGAACGAAAUAUCAAUAUAUCAGGUUGGACCGUAUCUACAAGGCUACAUAGCUCAAGAAGGAGAGACACAGAACAUGGAAUAUACACAUUUCGAUGGUAACUUUCAGUCCAGCGGCAUAUGUUCUUAUGAUCAAUACUUCAACAAUGGUUCAGUGCCUCGGGAUUUGUAA